Molecule: messenger RNA, 3081 nt
Organism: Anarrhichthys ocellatus (wolf-eel)
Lineage: Eukaryota; Metazoa; Chordata; Actinopteri; Perciformes; Anarhichadidae
Product: odorant receptor 131-2
Exons: 2
Coding region: 151-1194 (347 amino acids)
Biological process (GO): detection of chemical stimulus involved in sensory perception of smell; G protein-coupled receptor signaling pathway
Cellular component (GO): membrane
Molecular function (GO): olfactory receptor activity; odorant binding; G protein-coupled receptor activity
Source: RefSeq, a predicted model, not a curated record
UGAUCCUAUUGAGUCAGUCUUCAGUGAGACAGCAUUGAGAGAGGAUCAUGCGGCGGACAAUCUCUUUAUCCCAUCAACUCCACUGGCAACUAUCAUCUUCAUCAUCAUCAUCAUCAGCAUCCUAUAGAUCCAACCGAUCCCAGUUGAGGAAUGAUGUCAGCAAACAACACCACUGGGUCAACACAGGUGGACGACUAUACCUGCGUGCGCUUUUACGUGUCCACCGUGUCCUUCUCGGUGCUGCUCUUCUUCAACCUCGUCAUCAACUGGACCAUAGUGCGCGUGAAGCGGCUCCGGAGUCACGCCCGCUUCGUGCUGGUGUUCCACCUGCUGGUGUCCGCCCUGGUUCACCUGGGGAUGAGCAGCGUCUUCUACUACCAGAUCCACCUGGAGGCGCGGCCGGUCCGCUCCGCGUGCCUCGCCAUGAUCACCGUUUUGAUCAGCAGCGCCUCCAACAUCCUGCUGACGCUCACGGCGAUGGCUUUGGACCGCUACUGCGCGGUGUGCCACCCGAUGCGCUACACCUCCGCCUGCGCCUCGGGCCGCUGGCCCUGGCUGCUGGGCGCGCUCACCUGGCUCGUGGCUUUGGUGAUCCCCCUCAGUCUGCUCCUGCAGCCGGACUCCCGGGCUUAUAACGGGGCGUGCGGCCGGGAUCAGCUGAGGAAAGGAUGGCUGCAGAAGGUGCUGUUCAUAGGUUUGUGCACGCUGCUCAUCAUGUACAGCUACGUGCGGAUACUGGUGGAGGGGCGGCGGUUGGGGGUGGUGAACCGGCGCAACCGGGCCGGGUGCAGGACGAUCGCGCUGCACGGGAGCCAGCUGGCGGUUUACAUCCUCCCCAACUUUGUGAACUCCGUGCUGACGGUGUUGAUCAACCGGAGGCUCAUCCAGCCGGAGACCAAAGAGCUGUCGGCCGUGGUUAUCUUUGCUUUCUUCAGCUUUGCGCAGUGCGUUGCGCCGGUUGUUUACGGUUUGCGUAAAGAGGAACUUCUGGAGCAGUUGAGUCACAGGUUCCCCUGCUGUUCCCGAUACUUGAAGAGUUUCCUCGGCUGGACUGUGCGCGCCAGUUGGCCACACACCCAACACAUAACACGGGAGCGAACACUGACAGCACAGACGAUCAUCUCCCUACAGGUCUCACAAGUCCCAGAGGAGGAGAAAACGAGGCCAAUGUCGGGUCAGGAGUUCCUCACAUGACUGAGACGCAUGUCAAGGAUACUGACUUUGCUUGAUGGGGAAAAAAGUAGUUCCAGGAUCCUGACCACCACAUCAGGAACAUUUGGAUAAGUGGCUCAGCUCGGACCGGAAAGGAACUAAAGGAACCGCCUUGGACACGAUAAUCCUGUAUAAGGUUUCUUCCGCACCAGAGGAGGCUAAGAUCUGAUCUUGCAUCAUUGUCACACCAUCACAAGACAUCAGCACGUUGCUCUAUUUGUGACCUUUUAUCAGUGGAGCACUCAUGCUGAUUCACAUCGGAGUGGAAAAUCAGUGUGUCGGUGGCCAACAGCAGAAGUCAGCAUGGGCUUCACAAGAAGUGGGUAGUGUUCUUCUGGUACAUUUUCCUGGCUGGUCCACGGAUUUAAGCAUCAGGUCCUCGGGUCUCUGACCUCAAGGCCACGAACGGCCCUCCACCGGGAUAGAGGAUACACUUCAACAUAUUGUCUGGGGAAAUGUUUCCACGUGUUCUUAACCUUGAGUUAAUAAUGGCCACUUGAAUAUUUCCAGCAGCACCCUUAAAACCCAGAGAGGGGAGGACACACGUGCUUCGCUUUCUCUAAUUUGCUGAGAAUUACAUGAGAAGAUCGACGGCACUCUCUAAGAUCUUUAUGGGGACGGAUGGACAACAACGUUGUUGGUUUCGAGUAUCAAUAAGAGCAAAAUCAAGAUGAUUGAUACCCAAAAAAAAUGGAUCUAUCUCACGGACGAUGACGUUCUGGGCACAUGAACGCACAGCAGUCAUCUAGUUAGUUCAUUUCAACACAAAGAAAAACAUUUAUUUAACAUUAAAGGCAUUUUUUCACAUUUUAACAUUCAUGUGAUUAAGUAAUAAACAAAAUAGUGAGGAAAAUUUGGUGGUAAUUCAAUAUUUUCAGAGGUAAACAAAUGACACAUUUCUCUCCACCUGAUACAUCAGCUGCUCUAAAUAAUAAAUGACAAAUAUGAACAUCAAUAUCAUGGUCCGGCUCUGGUAUGUAUUUGAUCAAAACCAAACUAAGCUGAAAGGGAAAAGUUGCCAUCUUUUUUUGUGUUUGUCCAAUCAGUGUCGGUUUUAAAUGUAGUGGAUUGAAGUGCGUUGUUGAACAGUUGCUGCUGAGCUCGUCAGUUUGGUUUUAGUCAGAUGGCGAAACACAUUCUGGGGAAAUUCUCAAAGCUUGAACCGCAGCGCCUGUGAGGAGCCAGCACCGCCCUCACCAUAUCUCAGUCUCGCACCCAGCAGCAACACUUAAGUCAAAGUGCAUACAUGUGAGCAGGAUGGAGGUUCCUGUUAGUUCAAAUGCAGUUAAGUGUUAAUACCCUGGAAGAGAGAACUGAAAGCUAUGUUGCAAGUUGUUGUGCUUAGAACAGAAACAGGAAGUCAGUUUUGUGGGAAGGUGAGUAGAAAUGCAUCAAACGGGGGUUUUCGUUAUCUAUUUUUUGCCGAGUUUCAUUAAUGUUUUUACAAGUUACAAAAGCUUGAACAAGGAGACACUAGAAAUAAAUAUUUAAGAAUCUGGACUUUACAGAGACAAGAGUUGUUUUGAAACUAUAUUCAAGAGACAGGGACACAGACAGAUGAAUAGAUACUUUAUUUAUUAGUCCCAACAGGUAGAACCAAAAAGCUCAAAGUAGAUCUGCACAAACAAUGACUCCAAACAGUCGAGUCACUAUCGGAUAACACAAGAGGCAUUUGAUCACAUCGGUUAUUCAAGCACGUAACCAACUUAAAAGCAGCAGUUUGUCACUGUACGAGUUACAAAAAGGAAAGAAUGUGCAGAUCUAGUUCAAGUUUUAUGGUGGCUUUGACAGCAGAUUAAAACAAGAAAUGACUUCUUUAAAGUACCAGGUAUGUAGACUAACAGUUAAUAUCUUAUAAUUACAGUUAAU